AUGCGUUCAAUACGUAUAUGCGUCUUGGGUGCGGGCGCAGUAGGAAAGAGUUCAAUAACUGUACGAUUCGUACAUGGAUCGUUUUAUGAGAAUUACGACCCAACAAUAGAGGAUAGCUUCACUAAACUUGCGGAAAUUGACGGAAAAACGCAUAGAUUGCAGAUUACAGAUACAGCGGGUGUAGAGCAAAUGAUGACACUCAGGGAGUCAGUUAUUAGAGAGAGUCACGCGUUUCUGUUAGUAUUCGCAUUAGACAAUCCUUCAACCUUUAAUGAUCUGCUACCAAUCGUUGAGGAUAUAAAGAGAAUAAAAGAUACAGAUGGUAUUAGACGUAUACCAGUAUUAUUAUGUGGGAAUAAAGUUGAUUUAGGUUUUGAGCGCGUAUUCCCAAGUAAUUUUCAACCUUCUGGAGUAUUUAAAGGCGUUAAAUACUUAGAAACAUCAGCUAAACUCAAAAUCGGUAUUGAAGAAGCGUUUUUAGAUCUCGCUAAGAUCUACAUGGACCAGCGAAGAGUAAGGAGGGAAAGGCAUAAGCAACUACACCGUCAUGAUAAAAGAGAUAAAUGUGUAUUAAUGUAAUUUGUAAAAUUUAUUUGACGC
Messenger RNA from Wallemia mellicola CBS 633.66, 600 nucleotides. RefSeq names its product p21-ras protein. The record is from RefSeq and is a predicted model, not a curated record. Gene Ontology annotation, cellular component: plasma membrane. Gene Ontology annotation, molecular function: GTP binding; GDP binding; GTPase activity. Gene Ontology annotation, biological process: signal transduction. The transcript has 4 exons. NCBI's taxonomy places the organism in Eukaryota, Fungi, Basidiomycota, Wallemiomycetes, Wallemiales, Wallemiaceae. Bases 1 to 579 code for a protein of 192 amino acids.